GUAGAUUUAUUUGAUAAGAGAAAUAAAUUUCUAACGGAACAAUCACUAGCCGUGGAUACUACAAGCCUACAAUCUGAAGUGUAUGGACAAGAUGUUCAACGUAUUGGAUGGGAAGUUAGUAUUAAGAAGUCCCGAUCAAAUUAUAGACUUGAAAGAAUGAAGACGUAUGAUAAAGCACUGGAAAAGAAUGCUGAUGAGAGUAAACCAAUUGGUGAUUUGUGUGAUAUGGAGAGUAAAUUACACUUUCCGACAGAUGAAAAAUGUUGCUUUUAUUCGUUUAAAUCAAAUUCUAGACAAACACCAUGCUCGUUUACUCACUUUCAAUUGAGACAUAUGAUAGCAGCAACUUCGCCUACUGAUGUAUAUUAUAUGAAUGAUAAUUCAAUUCAUCAUUGGAAUUCUAUAACAAGAACAACUCAACAAGCUGAUGGAAAAUUAUCAAAUUCGAAAGUAUCAAUGGAUCUCAGGAAGGGAAAGGGAAUUGUAAAGGAUUUAACUUAUAUGGAUUCGGAAGCUUCAGGAAUUUUAAUAUCAACACUUAAUGCUAAUUACCCAUAUCUGGUAGCUGGUGGAUUUAAAGGAGAAAUUGUAAUUAUGAAUUUAGAGAAUGAUGGAGAGGUUAUUUACAAUAACCGAAUAUCACACUCUGCCAACUCUAUAACAAAUUAUUUAGAUUUGAAGGGAAAUUCAUUGUUAGUGUCAAGUAAUGAUGGGUUUGUUAGAAAGUUUGAUCUUCCUACAAUGGACAUGAUUUCAGCAGUAUCUUUUGAUUAUUGUAUCAAUAAUUCAGUGACUCAGUCAAAGAAUGGUAAAUUAAUGGCAUGCAUUGGAGAUACUUAUGAAGUUGUUGUUUGUGAUCAGGAGGGAACACCUUCAUCCAUGAUGAAACUUUCUGGGCAUAUGGACUUUAGUUUUGCCAUUGAUUGGAAUCCUGUAAAUGAAUAUCAAUUCACCACAGGAAGUCAAGAUAAAUUGGUUUGUGUUUGGGAUAUCAGAAAGCCAACAGGUCCUGUUCAUACAAUUCCUGGCAUUAUAGGAGCCAUUAGAUCUGUAAGGUAUUCUGAGGAUGGUCAAUUUUUGGCCUCAUCAGAACCAGCAGACUUUGUACAUGUUUAUGAUGUAAAUAGUGAAUUUAGCAGAGAACAUGUUAUAGAUAUUUAUGGAGAAAUUGUUGGUAUUGCAUUCAGUAGGAAUGAUGGUGGACAGAGUCUUUAUAUUGGCAUUUAUGAUAGACAUUUUAGAUCACUCAUGGAAUUAUCGAGA
Messenger RNA from Naegleria gruberi, 1263 nucleotides. RefSeq lists its product as uncharacterized. The transcript has a single exon. Gene Ontology annotation, molecular function: protein binding. NCBI's taxonomy places the organism in Eukaryota, Heterolobosea, Eutetramitea, Acrasida, Naegleriidae. The annotation marks the transcript as partial. The record is from RefSeq and is a predicted model, not a curated record.